GAGAGCCUGUGAAACACCCUGUAUUUAAUGACUUUUUAACUUUAAAAUCCUAGUUUAUCUCCCAAAAAAAUUAAUACAAUACUAUUUAAGAUUGACAACUGUCUAAUAUUGUUGUUCAUGUUACUUAGAGUUAUUACUUGUCCCAUGUCCUUUUUUAAUACAUAUCUCAAUGUUGUUGGAAAUUGCUCUAAAUCCCUGGCAUUAAUGCAUUCAUUUCUAAGUUUAUGUUUAAAAAUUUUAAUUUUUUUCUUUAUUCAUGGCUGUAGAUGGCGAGUGUACUUCCUUAAUGAUUUUAGAUUCCUCCCACAGUACUGAAGUUCCUUGUACAUUUGCAAUUGCUGCCAAGGCCAUGUUUUCUUUCUCUUUCUUUACAUUAUAUUCGUGUUCUUUAACUUUGGUUCUUAAAUUCCUCUUAGUUACUCCAACAUACGCCAUUUUUAGGUUAAGCUCUUCAUUAAUUAUCGAGAUCCUGUAUACUUCUGCUUUAUUUUCUUCUGGGGGUUGAUCCUUGUCAUUUUGCAGUAUAUGAUAUAAAUUAGGAACUCUGUUAUAUAUCAUUGUUUAGAAAGCUCCUCCAUUAUAUGCCUGAUAUCUUUUUGGUAUGUGAACUUUGUACGAACCAUCUCAUUCAUUUUCAUUUUAGUGGUAGUGAUCUUGUUAUGAUAAUUAACCAGACUUAUAAACCAUAUGUUUGAAUAUUCCAGUUCCUUAGCUAUCCCCCUAAUUCUUUCUAAUUCUGCCUCCUUAUCCACUAUACUUGUUGUGGCGGCUGCAUAAUUGUAACUAGCGCUACAUAUGGAAAUCCAGGUGGCGCUGGCGCGACGCAUAUAUAAGCGUAUGCAGGCCGUCCGCCAUACUUCCUUCCCGACUUGUCAGCUACUAUCAUGUACACGUGGAUUCCAAUCAACCGGCCGUUAGGUAGACGAGACUUCUUUGUAUAUAGUGUAAAUAAAGUAAAUAGGAGAUAUAUGACUACGGUCUCUAUUCAUAUAUUCAGCGAACACAAUCAAGUGGUGUGACGAACGCCACAUUGGUGACCCGAACGUGAUUUCUCGUUCCGAAGCUAAUCCAACUACAUCGGCUGCUUUUCAUCGAAGUUCGGAAAACUAACAGGGCCAGAGACAUUCAUCAGCAUUCAGGACAAGCAAGUAAUAAUUAUUUUUUAUUUUUAUGGUUUUUUCACACGUGCUGGAGGACAAAUGUCGAACGACAAUAACGGAAGCAUGGCAACCUACGUGCCAGAAAUCGCUCGGGUGGUGGUACGAGCCCCACUGUUCUGGAAGGCUAACCCGACCCUUUGGUUCGCACAAAUAGAAGCCCAGUUCGCAAACGCCAAUAUAACAGCCGACGAAACAAAAUUCAACCAUGUUAUUGCGGCCAUGGAGAGCGAAAUCCUCGCCCAAGUGAGCGACAUAGUCGUCCAACCUCCAAACAAAGAGAAAUACCUCACGCUCAAACGCCGAUUAAUUGACCAGUUUGCGGAUUCUGAACAACAGCGGCUACGAUUAUUGCUUCAAGGCAUUGAGCUAGGGGACCAACGCCCGUCUCAAUUACUACGGAAGAUGCGAGAGUUAGCCACAAAUAGAAUUUCAGACGACAUGCUAAAGACACUUUGGCUCCAGCGCUUGCCAACAGCCGCUCAACAAAUACUAGCGGUAAGUGGCGAAGAUCUAACAAAAGUUGCCAAAUUGGCCGAUAAAAUUUGCGAAGUCACCACACCGAUGGGCCAGAUUCAGGCCGUGUCACCGCUGCCGGCCGAGAAUCACGUGGACGCGAUCGCCCAGUUGAAGGAACAGAUAUCACAAUUGUCCCUCCAGAUCCAACAAAUCACGGAGUCAAAACCCUACCAACGUAGCAGGCAUCGCAGCUGCCGUUUUUCGUCUCCCCAUCGAAACAGAAGCACAUCAGAGGGGAGGAAAGUUUGCUGGUACCACCGAAAGUUUGGAGACAAAGCAAACAAGUGCACGUCCCCCUGCCAAUUCCAGUCGGGAAACUGAUCGGGCCGUCGCUCGACGACACGGGCGACGGCCAAUCUAGGGGACAUAGGCUCUUCUUGCAUGACAGGGCCACGUCAACGCGUUUUCUGAUAGAUACAGGAGCGGACAUUUCUGUAGUCCCCCCAACUCCGGCCGAAGC
Centruroides sculpturatus (bark scorpion) is the source of this 2136-nucleotide messenger RNA. RefSeq lists its product as uncharacterized. NCBI's taxonomy places the organism in Eukaryota, Metazoa, Arthropoda, Arachnida, Scorpiones, Buthidae. The transcript has a single exon. The record is from RefSeq and is a predicted model, not a curated record. The coding region runs from base 1200 to 1997 and encodes 265 amino acids.